This is a messenger RNA of Thamnophis elegans (Western terrestrial garter snake), 5016 nucleotides long. It is a transcript of the gene MPP7, whose product is annotated as membrane palmitoylated protein 7. The transcript has 17 exons. Gene Ontology annotation, cellular component: plasma membrane; cell-cell junction. The record is from RefSeq and is a predicted model, not a curated record. NCBI's taxonomy places the organism in Eukaryota, Metazoa, Chordata, Lepidosauria, Squamata, Natricidae. Bases 375 to 2105 code for a protein of 576 amino acids. Gene Ontology annotation, biological process: protein localization to adherens junction. Gene Ontology annotation, molecular function: protein binding.
GAAUGGGGAGGACGCGAAUGGACCUCGCGCGGUAGGCGAGCGCAGCCUGGUCGCUACGUGCGGCGCCCGGGGCAGGUGGAAGGAGGGACUGCGGGGCCACUGCGCCUUCCCCCCACGCGCUGGGUUGGUGCUCGGCCGGUGGCUGCGGUAAAAGCGCCGGAGAGAAACAGGAGGUUGGGCGGGAUUCGCCCUGCCCGGCUGCAGCUCCCAGAAGUGCGGACCGUCGGAGGUCUCGAGGGUCGUUCUUGUGCUGCGACAGCGGCUGGCGGUGGAGCAGAGCAGCAGGGCACUUUGAAAUUGCCUAAACGUUACUGAGGAAAGUGUCUGCCAACAAUUGAAGGGAAGUUACUGCCUUCUAGCCGAAAUUCUUAACGAUGCCAGCUUUAUCAACUGGAUCUAGUGGAGAUGCAGGUCUGUAUGAGCUUCUGGCUUCAUUGCCAGCCCAGCUGCAGCCACAUAUGGACAACCAAGAAGACAUGACCUUCCUCUGGGAUAUGUUUGGUGAAAAAAGCCUUCAUUCUCUGGUAAAGAUUCAUGAGAAAUUGCAUCACUACGAAAAACAGAGCCCUGUGCCCAUGUUACAUGGUGCAUCAGCUUUGGCAGAUGAUCUGGCUGAAGAGCUGCAGAAUAAUCCAUUAAACAACGAGAUCAGAGAACUCUUGCAGCUGCUAUCCAAGCCCAAUCUCAAGGCUUUGCUUUCUGUGCAUGAUAUUGUUGCUGAGAAAAGCUAUGAUCCUGUAUUGCCUCCCAUGCCUGACAAUAUUGAUAAUGAAGAAGAUUCUGUGAAAAUCAUCAGGCUCGUAAAAAAUAGAGAACCUCUGGGAGCUACUAUUAAAAGGGAUGAAAACACAGGAGCUGUUAUUGUGGCUCGGAUAAUGCGUGGGGGAGCGGCAGAUCGAAGUGGUCUCAUUCAUGUAGGUGACGAGCUAAAGGAAGUCAAUGGAAUUUCAGUGGAGGAUAAAAAACCAGAAGAAAUUAUACAAAUUCUAUCUCUGUCCCAAGGAGCCAUUACAUUUAAGAUUAUACCCAGUAUCAAAGAAGAAAACUCAUCAAAAGAAGGCAAGAUCUUUAUGAAAGCUCUUUUUGACUAUAACCCCAAUGAAGAUAAAGCAAUACCCUGCAAAGAAGCUGGACUUCCUUUCCGAAAAGGUGAUAUUCUUCAGAUCAUGACCCAAGAUGAUGCAACUUGGUGGCAAGCCAAGCUGGAAAGUGAUGUCAAUCCCAGAGCAGGCUUAGUUCCUUCAAAGCACUUCCAGGAAAGGAGACUUGCUUUAAGAAGAUCAGAUGUACAGUUUCGGCCCUUGAAGAUUUCAAAUAAGAAAUCAUCUGGUUUUAGGAGAAGUUUUCGCCUAAGCAGAAAGGAUAAAAAAACAAACAAGACAAUGUAUGAGUGCAAGAAGAGUGAUCAAUAUGAUACUGCAGAUGUCCCUACCUAUGAAGAAGUAGCAAAAUAUAGGAGGCAACCAAAUGAAAAAUACAGACUUAUUGUCUUAGUCGGUCCUGUUGGUGUAGGACUGAAUGAACUAAAACGGAAAUUGUUAAUCAGUGACACUCACCAUUAUGGUGUAACAGUUCCACACACAACAAGACCUCGAAGAAGCCAAGAAAGUGAUGGUGUUGAAUACACUUUUAUUUCCAAGCACUUGUUCGAGACAGAUAUACAGAAUAACAAAUUUAUUGAAUAUGGGGAAUAUAAAAAUAAUUUCUAUGGUACCAGCAUUGACUCAGUUAGAGCUGUUCUGGCAAAAAAUAAAGUUUGUUUAUUAGAUGUACAGCCUCAUACAGUGAAGCAUCUAAGGACUUUGGAAUUCAAACCAUUUGUGAUAUUUAUAAAACCUCCAUCAAUUGAGCGUUUAAGAGAGACACGAAAAAAUGCCAAAAUAAUUUCAAGCAAGGAUGAAAAAGGUGCUGCCAAGCCUUUUCAAGAAGAAGAUUUUCAAGAAAUGAUUAAAUCUGCCCAGAUCAUGGAAAGUCAAUACGCCCAUCUUUUUGACAAAGUUGUAGUGAAUGAUGAUCUUACCACAGCAUACAAUGAAUUGAAAACAAUUUUUGACAAACUGGAGAGAGAAACAUUUUGGGUCCCAGUCAGUUGGGUGCAUUCAUAAUGCUGCACAAACGUCUUCAUGGUAGUUAGCUGGGUCUAAGAGGAUAUAUUGUUGCUGAGGUCUUUUUCUAGUUAUGACAUGUUAGAUGAACAUUGCAGGAGACGGUUGAUCUUAUUUUUAAUUUGUUGAUAAUACAGUUUUCUAGGCAGCAGAACAAAGUAAAGCCUUAUUUUUAUUUAAUUGUUUUUUAAAUUGUUUUCUUGUGUUUUUUUAAAAAGCAUCCUCAACUACUAUAAUACCAUCUUUCAUAAAUAAUUUGCACUCUCCAUGACAUUUCCUUUAAGCUUAGAUUUAAGAGAAGAUCUUAAGAUUCAAGAUUUCUGUUAGUACUAUAUGUGAUUUUGGUUAGCACUUGAGAAUAUAUUAUAACUGGAGCAUUUAUUUUUUAAGAAUAUAAGUGUCCAUUUAGUACUGAUCUACAAUGUAAAAUGCAAAUUGCUCCUUUAUAUUCAUCUUGACAUUGGGGUAAAUUUAAGUUACUUUGGAGGAAAAAUUAACUAUUGAACUUUCUUUUCAAUAAGAAAUAUGUCAUCUUUUACAUCCUAAGUAUUUGUAUAUUGUCUUGUUGGAUUUAAGACAAUGGGAUUUUCAUUUAAAUCAAACUUGAAAUUGUUUGAAUAAUUCUUAUAUAAGAAUAAAAUAAUGUGGUGGAGGAGCCUUUGUAAUUGAGUUGGUUGUAUACAUAUAUUUAUGUAAAUACUUUAUUAAUUUAAAUAUAUAUCUUUCUAAAACUGCCUUUGAGAAGAACUAAGCAACUCCGUUUCAGUGUGAAAAACCUGUAAAUCAUUCCCAUUUUACACAUGUCAUGGGUAAUUAAUACUUAAAUCUGUAUUCUGCCCAAUGAAGAAAGAAACUUUAAAAUUUUCUGUUGACACCAAAUGAUUUACUGGAUGAGGAGAAAUACAUGUUAUGUGUCAGUGAAUUUGUCUUACCAAGAGCAUGUGAUGAUUAUGCAUCAUAACCUUAGCAGGCAAAAAGGAGGCUCACUUAUUUUAUGCUAACAUAUAAAGGAUUAGCGUCAUAUACAAAGGAAUUUAGGAAUGUAUAGAUAUAUAUACAUAUUUAUGACAAAAGAUCUAAAUAGAUUUUUUAAAUAUUUCUUGAUGCAAUUUAUUAAACAAAUCCAUGAGUCUUUGUGAUUUGAACACUGACUUGACAGUUCAACAUUCCAUGUAAAUAUUUUUGUUUAGGUAGAGAAAACUCACCAGGCCUUUGCCAAAGUAGUAUAAAUAGGUGGUUGCAUUUAUAUUUUCAAAUUAUAUUACACACAGGAAGUGCCAACAAUUACAAUGUAGUCUUGGAAAUAUAAAGUAGUUUGACACAUCUGUAAUUUGGCACCGAACAUAUGCAAUGUACUCUUCAGUGUCUCAGGCUUUCUCGUACUUUGUGAAUUAAAUACGGUUUUCAAUACCAUUUCAUUUGCAUGAAAAUACUGACCAGAAUUAAAGGUAGUCCUUAACUUAAGACCAAAAUUUGAACCAGAAGUUUGGUCCCUUAGCGAUGCAGUUUUUAAGAAAGGUGUCACGUAACUGAAUAUGGUUAUAUCGCCAUUGUUACCUCAAUUGUUAAGCAAACCAUGUGAUUAUUAAGUGAAUCAUGCAGUCAUUAGGCAAAUCUGGCUUCUCCAAUCGAUAUUGCUUAAUUGGAAGGUCCCAAAACAAUCAUGUGACCAGAAAAACUGCAGCUGUUGUAAAGGCAAGCCAGUGGCCAAGGGGCCAAAUUUGAAUCACAUAACUCUGACGGUUGUGACAGUUGCAACUUUGAAGACAAAGCAAACUGAAUGACUUUUGGUCAAUUGCUCUCUCACACACCAACUCACCUCACAGAGUGGUUUUUGGGAAAAUAGGAAGAGGAAGAAGUAGUACAUACAUUUGCUGCCUUCAAUUAUUUAAAAUAACAAAGGUGGAAUAUAAAUAAAAUAAAUACAUUGUAAAUCACUUUUUCCAAGGCUGUUGUAAUUUCAGGCUGUCAUUAAAGGGACAUUUGUAAGUGGAGGACUACUUAUCUUAUUUCAGCUAAAAUGUUCCAUUUCAAUUUUCUUGAUUACAUCAUUAUGGUUCUCCUAACUGUUAGGUCCUAAAUGUCUUUGAUUAGGAGUGGAUACAACAAUAUCCAGAGUGCUGAAGUGCCUGGUACCUGCCAAUGUCUACAUUCUGAAUAUAAGAUAAUCCAAAGUGGUUCUUUAGAAAUAGAUUUUUCUUUUUGGAUAUAACAUGAAAGGCUAUUCUUAAAAUGUUUUUUUGCUGAGAGUAAGUAUUUGGCCUAUUACUAUAAAAUAUUGUCAUAGCCCAGAGAAUGAAUCUCUAGACACAUAAACUAUAUCAACAAUUGUGUUCAUACUAGUGAUAGUGAAAAUUAUUAAUCUGUACAAAGGGAUUCAUUUGUUCUCUAUUUUGUAGGGGAAAUUAACAUCUUGGUAGCUUGGAUGGAGUGGCCCAAGUUUGUUGGUGGCUUUGAUGCUUAUUUUAAUGAUAAAGUAAUUGCCUUAGUUCAAGAGCACAUGUGUCUAUGGAGCUUCUUGUAAAGGAAGAGUUGGGAGGGAGAAUUUAAGCACUGGAAUCCUCUAUGCAUGCACAUCUGGACAGUGAUGCUUUGGAUCAUAUAUUUACAGCAUCCAGAGGUUUGAAUAAAUGACGGAGACAAUAAAGUCAGUUUUGCUAACUAUGAAAUUGACUAUUUUACAAGACUCGGCAAAUUGUAUUGCAUGGUUCUUGAUCAUUGUUUUUUUAUAUACUAAAUACUAAAUACAAAUACCUGUAUUGUAUUUUUGCUGUUUUGUCAUUGUAAAACAAGUUUUAUACUGCUGGAUUCAGAGCAAUACUUGAAGUUGUCAUCGAUUUCAUUUAAACUGAUAAUGUGCCUGACAUACAACUCUUUCACCAGAAAACAAUAAAUUAUUGAUACAAGUUUA